Messenger RNA from Xyrauchen texanus (razorback sucker), 2865 nucleotides. RefSeq names its product TUB like protein 1a (gene tulp1a). The record is from RefSeq and is a predicted model, not a curated record. NCBI's taxonomy places the organism in Eukaryota, Metazoa, Chordata, Actinopteri, Cypriniformes, Catostomidae. Gene Ontology annotation, cellular component: cilium. Gene Ontology annotation, molecular function: actin filament binding. Bases 205 to 1848 code for a protein of 547 amino acids. Gene Ontology annotation, biological process: protein localization to cilium. The transcript has 14 exons.
UAGGUCACAUAAAUGAAAGAAUGGAAGAUUGUAGGGAACAUUUUCAAAGUAUGCGUUAGUUCAGCACUUGUUUAGUCAAUUUAAUUGGUUGGUGAUGGAAAUGUAUUGUUGACAACUUUUAUAUAGAACUAACUGAUUGAUUGACCUUUGGAAAGUUGAUUUGAGAAGAGGUUUUGUUGAUCUCCAGUGAUCAUCAGUGACUUGAUGCCUUUGCAGAAAGAGAUCUUAAAGGAGGUUUGGACAGUAGAUGGCCUUCCUAAUGAUGACUCUGAAAGGUCAGUACAGAAGCCCAAAAAGAAGAAGCCAGAGGCAGAUUCUGGAAAGGCCAAAAAGAAGAAGCCAGAGGCAGAUUCUGGAAAGGCCAAUGGAGCUGAUGCAAAACCAAAAAAGAGCAAGGCUAAAAUGAAUGAAGACUUGUCAGGCGUGGAGGAGAGUACACCCUCAAAAAACAGCAAAUCAGUAAAGAAAAAGAAACCAGAGAAGGUUAAAGAAGAACUAGCAGAAAAGGACACAAAAAAGAAGAUCAAGAGUACUCCAAAAAAGAAGAAAGAUUCAGAUGAUGAAGAUGUUGAGGAUGAGGAGGAGGAGACUCCACAGAAAAAGACAAAGAAGAAAAUCCCCAAAGAAAGCUCUCCUACCGGCACCAAAGAAAAGAAAUCAAAGGCCAAAGAUAACAAAAGUGAAUCAGAAAGCAAAGGAAAGGCAACUAAACCUAAAAAGGAACCAGCUUUUAUGUUUCAGAUAAAUGGAGAUAAACCAGACUUUAUCGCAAAAAAGAAAGCUGCUAAGUCAGACAGUGAUGAGAGUGAGCCGGAGACUAAACCAAGCAAGGCCAAAAAGAAAUCAACAGCCAACUCUACCUCCAUGUUUCAAACUGGAGGAGAGAAAGACAAAGACAAAGAUAAAGACAAGAGAAAAGACAAGAAUAGCAAAGACAAGAUUAAGGAGAAGAAUAACAAGAAAAAGAGCUUAGCUAAAUCUGAUGAAAGUGAAGAAGAGGAUACAGAAGUGACCAAAAAGAAAAAAGGCAAAGGAAAAAAAAGUAAAAAGGAGGAGGAGAGGCCUCCAUCCCCAGAGAUUGAGUUUGAUGACCUUGAGGAGUUUGUUCUUCAGUCUGCACCUCAGGGAACCACCAUCAAGUGCAAAGUGACACGAGACAAGCGUGGCAUGGACAGAGGCUUCUAUCCCACCUACUACCUCCAUUUAGACAAUGAGAAGAAGGUCUUUUUAUUAGCUGGUCGAAAAAGAAAAAAGAGUGCAACAUCAAAUUAUUUGAUCUCCAUAGAUGCCACUGACCUGUCACGGGGUGGAGAUAAUUUUAUCGGCAAGUUGAGAUCAAAUCUCAUGGGUACCAAGUUCACUGUAUUUGACAAUGGUCUUAACCCUGAACGUGCCUUCAGAGAUAUGUCAAAUGCCCGGAAAGAACUAGCUGCUAUAAUUUAUGAGACGAAUGUGUUGGGGUUUAAAGGGCCUAGGAAAAUGACUGUGAUCAUCCCAGGAAUGGAUGACGACAAUGAGCGAGUACAGAUAUGUCCACGAACAGAAAACGACAGUCUGCUGGUACGCUACCAGAACAGACAGAUGGACAGUGUGAUUGAACUUCACAACAAAACACCAGUUUGGAACGAUGACACCGCAUCAUACGUCCUCAACUUCUCAGGUCGGGUCACACAGGCCUCUGUCAAGAACUUUCAGAUCGUCCACAGCAAAGACAAUAGCUACAUUGUGAUGCAGUUUGGAAGGGUAGCUGAUGACAUGUUCACUCUGGACUAUAAUUACCCCAUGUGUGCAGUGCAAGCCUUUGCUAUUGCUCUGUCCAGCUUUGAUGGAAAACUGGCCUGCGAAUGACAACAAAGCACAAAAUUCCACAACCAGUAGUCAAAUCUUUGAAUCAACACACAAUAACAUUAUCAUUGAGAAGAGUGAUGAAGAAAGAUCACCCAUCUGCUGAUGUGGGAACAUUUAUUUAUUUAUUUUUCAUUUUUCAUUGUGCCUGAAUGUGAUUGGGAGACUCCAGAUUUACCUUGCCUACCCCUAGAUACAAAAUAGCAGCCAAUACAAGAGCUGGGUAUUAUAUAUUUGCUGCAUAUAUUGGGCAUUAUAAAUGUGUGUAUGCAUGUGAUGUAUUUAUUCAGUAUGAAUGCAGGUUACAUUAAAGGUGCACUCCGUACAUAGUCCUAAAGAAAAUAAUUGUAAUUUUGAAACAUACACUAUGCAUAAAAUCAUGACCACUUACAUAUCAGUAACCUUAUAAAAGCAGUUUAAAUCUACAUGGAGAGGGUCUCCUCAUGGGGGCAGCCAUUUUAGAAUCACAUGACCAGCCGAAUACUACUUGCUUAUGGUGUGUUCCAGAUAAAUCAUAACUCUGAAUUUUCCCACGUCCUACUUGAAAAUAAUGACUGGAACACAGCUCGAAGUUGGACAUCCAUCUUGUGAAAAAAAUCUACUUCAGCAAGAAGCACCAUUUGACAUAAUUUCCAUGAUGGCUGCGACAGAGCAUAAACCGGAGAUAGGUUUUUGUGAAACAUAAAACUAAAUUUUUACUGCACAAAAUGUAUGAAUAUGCAAUAUACAAUAAAUAUACUAAAGCAUAUUUAAGAGUAAUUGUUUUUGUUUCAAUCAAUGCCAAAAUUUUCAUCUAUUUUGCUUAUUAAAUAGCUGGUAGAUGGCCAGCUAGCUAACAUCUGGAAGGUUGUGUAUUUGACAUGUGUGCAUGUGGUCACGAUGUGUGAUUGACUGGAACGCAUUGAGGUUGGAAGAGGCAAAUUUCAACUUGGAUGUUCUGACCUUCUAUUUCUUCUGGAACGCAGGAUAUACAGUGCAUCCAGAAAGUAUUCACAGCGCUUCACUUUUUCCACAUUUUGU